UGGGGCUUUGGUUAUGUGUACAAGUAAUGGUGGGUUGCUUAUCAAGAUACUGAAAAGGACAGCUGUGUUUGAAGAGAGGGAUCUUUCAGGGGGACCCCCUGCUGCUCAAAAUGUGAAAUUAAACGUGCCCAAGAAAACCAAAUUGUUUGUAGACCAAACAAUGAGGGAAAGGGAAAGUGCAGUCACAAUGCACAGGACAUUCCAGAGGGACCUGUAUUUGUUGAGAUUGAAUACAGCGCGGGAGUACGCCAAGGCCUUGAAUAAUGCAAUGAAUCCUAUCUCUACAGAUCCCAUGGAUCCCCUAAAACUAUCUGCACAGGUUCAAGGAAUAGGGCCCACAUUUAAACUGACAGUCAACCUUCAAAACACAUCAUUAAGUCAAGCAUCUACCAAUCUCCACAUUACAUUUGACUAUGAUGAUAAACUUUACAGUUUCCGCAGGACAUAUAUACCUGUUCCAAUGUUAGUUCCAGGACUCAAUUAUACCUUUGAGACUUACAUAGAAUGCCUGAAUGAUAAAGGUGUUUCAGACACUGUUAAGGUGUAUGUAUUGAAGGAGAACAAAAGUGUUCCUAUUAUUACAGGAGUUAUCAGUAUGCCAGUCAGUGAGACAUUGGUUGUUGUGUAACAUCAGUUUGAAACUUAAAAAAGCUUAGAUUUGUGUCAACAGACAUCAUCAUAACUUUGGUAUUCCUAAAAACAAUAUUUGAAGUGGCAAAUAUUAAUUAGUGAAGUAGUACAUGCCUUUAUUUUCAUGUUGAAAAAGUGUAUUUAAUAGUAAUUAUUGUCUUAAGUAUACAAAAUAACAUGAUAAAGGCAUGGAUGUCCACAUUAUUUCUCUUAACUGUGUAAAAUUUUCAUCAACAUCUCAUUUUCUUUUGAAUAGAAAAGUGAGUCAUUUUGUCAAUUUUACUUUCCAAAAUGCAUCCUGCCUGAGUUUUCUUUUCAUUUCUGAUGAAUAAAAGAACAAUUCUUGAUGUGAUAUUUUUUAGUUAAUCAUUGAGAAACUAAUCUAUGUGCAUUUUCUAUUUUAUAAUGUGUUUGUUGUGAACAAAUCUCACCGAUGGGAUUUCCCCUAUACAUCACAGAUUUCAAUACAUAAUUGUGUACAAGACAUUUUGUGGAAUAAACUUACCUUUAUACAUGUUAUACCUAACAUUAUUUGUGUAAUAGACUCGUAAUUCUAGCCUCAACUGUAAUCAUCAGAUCAAACAUGUAUGAAACAUGAAACACAUUUUAUGUACUAGUAUGUUUGUAUAUGUUAAAGAUUUACUGUAGUUGUGAGAAUUUCCGUCCGUCUUUAUUUAUUGAAUGUGAUUUAUAUUGAAGAAUAAAAAGAUACACUUA
Messenger RNA from Ruditapes philippinarum (Manila clam), 1347 nucleotides. RefSeq names its product Bardet-Biedl syndrome 1 protein homolog. Lineage: Eukaryota; Metazoa; Mollusca; Bivalvia; Venerida; Veneridae. Gene Ontology annotation, biological process: non-motile cilium assembly; protein localization to cilium. Gene Ontology annotation, molecular function: smoothened binding; patched binding. The record is from RefSeq and is a predicted model, not a curated record. The coding region runs from base 14 to 628 and encodes 204 amino acids. The transcript is spliced from 6 exons. Gene Ontology annotation, cellular component: BBSome; axoneme; centrosome.